Molecule: messenger RNA, 10285 nt
Organism: Gymnodraco acuticeps
Lineage: Eukaryota; Metazoa; Chordata; Actinopteri; Perciformes; Bathydraconidae
Gene: zfyve26
Product: zinc finger, FYVE domain containing 26
Biological process (GO): double-strand break repair via homologous recombination; regulation of cytokinesis; mitotic cytokinesis
Cellular component (GO): lysosomal membrane; centrosome; midbody
Molecular function (GO): metal ion binding; phosphatidylinositol-3-phosphate binding
Source: RefSeq, a predicted model, not a curated record
AUCAGCUGAUUUGGUCACAUGACCUUCGCUAACAUGCAGCUAGCCUCCUAGCACAACAGCAGAGAUAGCAGGAGUGUAAAUAGUCCUCCGUUUUGGGGCAAAACGACACAAAGAAAUGACUCCAGUCUCCCCCUGGGCUUCAUGGCAGUGACGGAGCGUGUGCACUUGUGACGGCUGAGCGGAUUGGAGGAGGGUCUCGGUGACAGUGGUCAUGCAUCCCUUCGGCUGCGAGGCGGAGACCUCCCUGCAGGAGCUGUUUGAGUAUUUUAAGAGAUGCCUGCAGCACGGGGAGUGGGAGCUGGCCAACGCCUGCGUCCCUCAGCUGGUCAGCUCCACGGGGGGGCUCUCAGAGAAACUGCGAGACAUAAUCAAAGCCAUCGUCAGCCACCCGUACAACUUAAAAUGGGAGUCUGUGGGCAGUCCGCACAAACUGGCUUGGUUUUGGCUUCAGGUGUUGGAGAAAUGGACAGGCGAGCAGGUUCCUCCGGACGUCAGGAGAGAGCUGGAGUUCCUGCUGCUCCUGGAGGAACUCGGCUCAGAAAACAUACCAGAGACUGUCCUCAAGGAGUUGCACCGGGCCUUUCUGAACUCGCAGUCGGAGCAAAAACCUCCGGAGGGUCAAAGGUCAACAGACGCCGCGGUCGAGUCCUGCCUGCGGACGUUACUGGAGAAGAAGAAGCCCAGACUCGCCCAGACCUUAGCACAUUUCUUACAGUGUUCCUCAGAGGAGCGUCCGCUGCAGCUCACCUUCAUCCAACACCUGCUGCAGCAGCUGAGGAAACCGGAGUCUCGGCCUGAGAAGGUGGAGCAGUUUGUGGAGGAAAUGUACUCUGUGUUGUCCGUGAUGCCGUGGAGCUCCAGGAGGGCGGGCGGGGGUCAGCUGGAGGCCCUGUGCGAGGCCCUGUGGGGGGCCAGAGACGGGCCCCUGAAGGAGGAGAGGGUCCUGGGCUCGCUGCUCCGCCCUCAGGGGGACGACCUCGUCUCCGUGUACUGCUCCGUCGCCCUGAGGCUCCAGAGGGACCACCUGCUGAGGAGCGCCCCUCUAACUCAAGUGGAGCUUCCUGAAGCGGAGAAGCUGGCCCUCAGUUUGUGUUGCCACAAGGAUCGCCCGUCCAUCUGGAAGACCAUUUACUUCGAGUGCCUGAGCAGUGGGAAGCACUUCCUGGAGCAGGUCUUGAUCACGGCUCUGGACCUGAUCAAACACGAGGAGUUUUCUGCGCUGAGAGAUUUACUUCAGCUGGAGUUUCAGCCUCUCUCUCGCCUGCUGUUGCUCCUGGGAUGGACGCAGUGUCGCAGCCUGAGCGCCGCCCAAACGCUGCUCAGCGUCCUGCACCGAGAGCAGGCUGCAGCCAAUGACUCCGUUCUGCAGGAGUUUUCCAACCUGUUGUCCUCUCAGCUUGGAGUCCUUGAAUGGUGUAAAAACAACAAUCCAGGGAUUUCCAUGGAGUCGUUGCUGGCUCAGCUUCACACUCUGGACCAUCACUCCGCUCUCUAUAUCCUGCACUCCCUCACUCCUCUUCCUCAGUUUGAGGAGCGCAGGAUACUGGAUCUGCUGCAGCAGCAGCCAAACUCACCUGCACCAGAAGACGCUGCGGCCGUCAGUAAUCUGAGUUCUGGUGUGCAGAGGAACAUCGUUUUGUUCCAGGGGUUUUGUGCCAUGAAGUAUGCCGUCUACGCUCUGUGUGUGAACGCUCAUAAACACUCUCACUGUGCCGAGUGUGAGUCCGUGCAGCAGCAGACGUCUGACACAGAAACAGAAGACAAGCAAACCCCUGCUUCCUCAGACGGUCUUCCUCUUCUGUUCCAGCACUUCCUGUCUGAAUGUCAGCUCCACCUGCAGGCCGUUCCCUCCAUCCUCCGCCUGGAGCUCCUGGAGAACAUCUUCUCUCUUCUCUUCCUCUCCACCGCCGACUUCUCCCCACACAUCCAUAAAGACUCAAACUCAAGCCCUCUCAAGGGGAAUGCAUCUCAGUCUGAAUGCUUAUCAGAAACUAGAAACACAGAUGAAGAACUAGGAGCUAAAGAGAAGCAGAAGCUGCCUAAAUGUAAUCACCUGGAGCUGGGACACUUCAUCCAGAGCUGCAGGGGGUUCCUGGCUGACGUGACGGCCAUGACAGGCUUUUUGAAGCUUCUGAAGGAAGGGUUGGAGGGCAUGAGUGUGGAGGAGCUGCAGGAUGGGAAGGAGACCACUGAGGGUCUCGGAUGCUCCAUAACGGCGGAGACUUUUGCGGCUCGUCUGCAGAGGUUAUCCAAACGCACCGCCGAGGCUCAGUGGAGGCUGCAGAUCAUCAGCAGCAACCAGAGCAGCGGUGCAGGUUCAGACGUUCCUCUCCAGGUUUCAGCGCUCCGCUCUCCCGUCUCGUCUCCGAGUCGCAGCAAGAGCUCGAGUCUGAGGAGGAGGAAGAGAGCGGGGAGACAAAACUCUGUGGAGAAACACAACGGAGAAGUGAGCCCCAGCGCUUCAGAGGGUGGAGGGGGGAGUGUGGAGCUGGAGGUUUGUCCGUGUGGAGGUCCUCACAGCUGGCUGGUCCCCGCCAUGCUGUCGCCCCCAGAGUCUCUCCUCAUGUCCUGCAUCCGCAGAGGGAACUUCAUGGAGGCUCAUCAGGUGUCUCUGGUGUUUGAUCUGGGGGCGUCUGCCUGCAGCGGGGAGCUGGUGUUCAUGGAGCGCUACAAAGAGGUGCUGGUGGAGCUGGGCCGGGUGGAGCAGAAGAUGGAGAGCCGCUCCAUGUCUUCAUCCUCCUCUUCCUCAGAGGGUCUGGGGUCAGCUGGAGGGAGGAUUCGGCUGGGCAGCAGUGGGAGAUCCACCCUGCAGGCCAUCGGGAGUGCUGCGGCUGCAGGUGUAGCUUUCUACUCCAUCUCAGACAUCGCAGAUCGCCUCCUCAGCACCCCGGCUCACCCCAUGCCCUCCCUGGAGGAAGGGUACUGGCUCAGCUUCUCCUCCUCUUCCUCCUCUGACUCCUCCACCCUCCUCCACUCCCUCCUGGAGGAGCUCAGCCCCCCCGCCAUGGCUGCCUUCGACCUGGCCUGCUGCCACUGCCAGCUGUGGAAGACGUCCCGGCAGCUGCUGGACACGGCGGAGAGAAGACUCAGCAGCAGCCUGGAGGCUAGAGGAGUGAGAUCGGACGCUAAGGCGCCCCACUCUGAGGGGAUCCGAGGAUUUCCCACAGUGCUUCAUCAGAUCAACAAGAUCCUCAAUCAUCCCGCCACCAACAAGAGCUCCGGCAAAUCAGAUGUUGGUGAGGACCCGGUGUUCUCCGGCCCGUUUGGAUGCAGCACGCAGGAAGUUCUGCUGAGUUGUUACCCGGCGCUGAGCGAGGAAUGCAUCGCUGCUCGACUCGCUCUGACGCAGCGCUUGGAGACGACGCUGAACAUCUUGAGCACGGCCACAGAGGGCACAGAGGGCAUUGUGGGUAGCGCUCUCCUGGCUCAGCUGGUAGAGCAGGCGGGUCUGAAGCAGGCGGAGCUGGAUAAUCACCCUGUUCGCUGCAGCAUGAAGCAGCUUCUCCGCUCUCUGGACCAGCUCUGCCCCUUCGAGCCCGACGGAGAUCCAGCCAGACCCGACUACGUGAGAAGUUUCCUCGACUACGUCAACACGCUGGCGUCUGUGUUGGUGCGCAGCCUCGGAUCAGAAGAUCAGAGCAGUGAAGUGAAGCUGGGGAAUCCUCUGCUGGUGUUGCUUCAGACCCCGUUCCAGCUUUUCUCCCACCUGCUGUUUGACAGACAGGUGUCUCCGGACAGAGUUCUGUCCUUGCUGCAGCAGGAGCGUCUGCGUCUGAGCGUCCAGCAGGUGAUCGUGCAGAGAUGCUGUGAGGCUCUUCCUGUGUGGGUCUCCAGCUCCAGGGAUGUCUCCAGUCCCCAAAACAAAGACGGUGGAGUGUUUGGAGUCGCUAAUUUAUCACUCCUUCUCCAGCAGCACGCUCAGGAGCACAUGUCCACUCUGGGAAUCACAGAAACUCAGUCUGACGCCAGCUCUGAGUCUGAUGCCUCAGUGGAAGAGCCUUCCUCUGCACCCACUAACCUCUCCACCUCACCUCCUUCUUCUUCCUCCUCCUCCUCCUCUUCCUCCUCCACCGCAAGCUCCUUCCUCCUCACACCAUCAGCCCUGUCUUUCCUAAAGUCCCGCUCCCCACUACUGGCGACCUUGGCGUGUCUGAGCGCCUGUAAAGGAGAAACGGCUCGAUCACAACCCUCCGGAUGGUCGGGUUAUUUCCGCAGCAACCGGAAAGAAGUCGUGCUAGAUGGAGAGCAGAUUUCCCGGGAAGCAGACGCCCUCCUGAAGGAGUUCCCAAUCCUCCAGGCGUACCUCCAUACCAUGGCUGAACCCCUGCUGGGCUCCCUGGGUAAUGAAGGUGAGGACAGUGUAGGACUAGGGGCGGUUAAAACAAAUAGUGAGGACAGUGCAGGACUGGGGGCGCUUCUCUGUGGGAAACCCCUGGUCAGUCUGCUGCUGUCGGGGCCUCAGGAGGAAGUUUUCCAGGCUCUGGCAGCGGAAGCCUUCCAGAAAUCUCUCUCCUCCCGAGACCUGAGCCGAGCUCUCAGCCUGCUGGAGCUGUACGGGCAGCGCUGCAGCCAGCAGGGGGCGCUGAGGGACCGCCUGCUCGCCUGCGCCGCCUUAGAGGAUGGAGAUGCAGGGAUAAGUCAGCUGUUCCGGGUGCAGGAUGCAGAUCUGAGAGCUCGAGUUGCCCUGCAGGCUCUUCAUCGCUGGCCUCUGUCCGCCUGCCUCGAGCUGCUCGACUUCUGCCUCAACGACCCCGACACCGAGGCCUCGCUGAGGAACGACCUGGAGCUCAAGAAGAAACAACUGGACAUCUAUAAAUGGAUGUUGAAUUUGAAGCCUCCUCUGCCGUGGGCGACCUGGCAGGAGCUGAAGACCGAGUCCAAGACAAACUCUGAGACCAUUUUAUCUAAGAUGAUGGAGGCUAAAGAGUUUGCUCUGUGUGCUCAGUGGGUGGAUCUCUAUCCUGUUUCUGAUCGGCUGAAACUGAAGCUUCAGACGGAGCAUUUACUUCACCUGCUGGAGAAGGGACAGACGGAUGAAGCUUUCCAGUUGCUGGAGGGCCUCUCGGACUCUGCGUUGGGUCUGGAUGUGUGUGAGCGAGCUCUGGACCUCCGCCCCGGUCUGCCUGCAUGUCACUUCCUGGCCGACUUCCUCACUCUGCACUUCCAGAGGCAGGUGUCUCCGGCACGAAGACGCCACAUCCACGCCCUGCAUCUGGGCUCCAAGGUGUUGCUGACGCUGCCCUCGUCCGCCCGGCAGGAUUACUUCCCGCUGCUGUCGGAGCCGCUGCUGAUGCUGGAGCAGCUGCUGAUGAACCUGAAGGUGGACUGGGCGGAGGUGGCGGUGCGAACGCUGCGCAGCCUCGUGAUUGGUCAGGAGGCCGGCUUCAGCUCAGAGGACAUCGAUAAACUUCUGGCAGAAUACGGCGGCAAGGCGCUCGACUUCUCCUGCGCUCCCAGAGAGAGGAGCCGCUCAGACUCAGUGAUCAGCCUGCAGGACUCUCUGAUGCAGUGUCCGGCUCAGGACAGCAGCUCCCUAUCCUCCAGCAGGAUCGAAUCCCCAACACCUUCUACAGCCAGCACCCCCACACACACGCUCUCCUCUAACAGCAGCGACAGGGAGAAGGACCGCAGCUCCGCGGGGAAGAAACAUCGAUCCUCUGCAAAGUUCCAGCCUCCAGAACAACCCCCGGCCCGGAGAGACUGGGUCCCCGACACCAAGCAGCUCCUGUGCAUGGUCUGCCAGAGGGAGAGGUUCACCAUGUUCAACAGACGGCAUCACUGUCGCCGGUGCGGCCGUCUGGUUUGUCACGCCUGCUCGGAGCACAAGAUGCCGGUGGCAGGAUGUCCGGGAGAAGAGGAGGUCCGGGUCUGUGACCAGUGCUACGCCUACUUCCACCCAGAUUCUGACGAUGAGAUGGAACCAGCUGAAGACACAGGAAGUCCCGUGGUGACGGAGGAGACUUUAGACGGGAUGCUGCAUCUUCCCGAAGUGAUCCAACGACAGAUCCACCUGAGCACGAACUCUGCCGAGAACAAGCUGCUGCGGAGCGAGUUCUACUACGAACAGGCUCCCAGUGCGUUCCUGUGCGUGGCGCUGCUCUCUCUGCACAGCGAUCAGACGGCCUGCGGGCAUCAGCUGAUCAGCCAUUGCCGCUCUCUGUCUCGGAAACUGACAAACCCCGAGGUGGACGCCUGCCUGCUCACUGACAUCAUGAAGCAGCUGCUCUUCAGCGCAAAACUCAUGUUCGUCAAGGUGGGCCGCAGCCAGGACCUCGCACUGUGCGACAGCUACAUCAGCAAAGUAGACGUGCUGAAGAUUCUGGUGACGGCGAACUACAAAGAUAUUCCUUCUCUGGACGACAUCGUGGAGACUUCUGCCAUCACUCGCCUCCGUCAUCAGCUACUGGAGGCCGAGCACUACCAGCUGGCCGUGGAGGUGUCGACUAAGAGUGGUCUGGAGACGGGGGGUGUGUGGCAGGCGUGGGGGAUGGCCUGUCUGAAGGCAGGAAACCUCUCUGGAGCCAGGGAGAAGUUUUCCCGCUUCCUGAAGGCCCCUCUGGACCGGAACCAGCUGAACUUGGGGCCCUUACUGCUGCAGGAGGUGGUGCAGCACCUGGAGAACACCGUGCAGCUCAAUCUGAACUCGUCUCCAGGUGAGGACAUCCUGGCGUCCCUCAGGGAUCUGGAGGAGGCUCUGAGUGAGUCUUCGGGUCCUUCUGAUCGCAGCGAGGCUCCUCUGCAGGGCGUCCGGCAGCAGGAGUGUCUCUUCUACCUGAACACCUUCGGGACUCACCUGGCGCUCGUCAGCUUCUACAUGAGACACGACUGCAUGACGGAGGCGCUCACCUACCUGCUCAACAAGGAGUGCCCGGAUGAGGUGUUUCUGGAGGGUGUGUUGCAGCCCAGUCUGGAGAAAGGGCGGCUCGGCUCUCUGCAGAGCAUCAUGGAGAAACUGGACCCGGGUCUGGAGACCUGCAGCCGGUACCUCAUCGCCUCCUGCCAGUUCCUGCAGAGGAGAGGAUACUUCAACACCCUCUACCAGCUGCAGCAGUUCAUGACGGAUCACGUGCGUGCAGCCAUGACUUGUAUCAGAUUCUUCACUCAUGGAGCCACUUCCUACCUGCAGCUGGGAGAAAACCAGAGCUGGCUGGUCCGGGCCAAAGAGCACCUGAGGACGUUCCUGCAGGAGCAGCAGGGCCGGGGGGGCGGGAAGAGGAGGUCGCAGGUCAACUCCUUCAGGAAGAUGAUGUCCUCCAGCGACGUCUCCAGGCAUAUGAACACCAUCGAGCUGCAGCUGGAGGUGACUCGCUUCCUGCACCGCUGUGAGAGCGCCGUCUCUCCGAAGUCUCCUCGGACGGCAACAUUUUCCCCCAAAUCCCCCAGAGCCAGCGCCCCCCCCACCCUGUUCGGAGGAAGCCCCGUGAAGGUGGAGGUCGCCUGCAAGGUGAUGCUCGGAGGGAAAAACAUUGGAGGGUUUGGUAUCGCUUAUAGAGUCGUACAGGACUUCCAGCUGGAGGCCCAGGCGGUGUAUGUUCGUGCCGGGCAGAGACUCGUCCGGCAGCGGCAGUACGGCGCCGUGCGGCAGCUCCUGAAAUGUGUCGGGGAGUCGGGAACCGCCACCAAGAACGACUGCGACGCCCUGAUCCUCAGCUGCGUCUCCUUCGCAGAUAAGAGCCCGGCAGAUGCCAAGGAUCUGGAAAGCCUCAUUCUGGAGGCCAAGAGCACAGAAAGCAAGAUCAAAGCCUACCUGCUGUGCGGCAAGCUGCGCCCGGCGUACCUGCUGGCGGUGAAGCUGGAGGCGGGACGCGCCGGUCCUCUGGUGCAGGACGUCCUGCAGGCAGCAGAGGGAGUGCAGGACUCUGUGAUGCAGAACAUCUGCAGCCAGUGGCUCUCUGAGCACCACAGCAAGUCUGCUCAGCAGCGCCAGGCCCGACCCAGCGCCAGGUAGAGCAGGAUUCACACAGAACAGCACUUAAAAACUGAAGAGAGGAUCCAGGGUUAUAGAAACACGCUUUAUACUUUUUGGUGCUGUAAUAGUUGAUAUAGCACAUGUAAGGCCAUUAAAGUCAACGAUGUGAACUGAUGACCUAAACUACAUUUGGUGUCUAGCUCAAAUUUGACUUAUACCUGCAAAAGUUUCAAGGGACAGUUCACACCAAAAUAAUAAAUGCACAAUCCUUUCUCUUGCCUGAAGUGCUUUAUAUUUAUAUUAAUCUAAAUUUCAUGUAGGAACUAUUUUAUUUCAACACCUGAAAACCACAUGCGUGAAAACAUGGAUAGUUUUUGUAACCAGGUCAUGACUCUGGAGGUUAUACAAUAGAAAAAUACAUUUGAGAAAGACGGCAGGAAUGUCUUUUUCUAAGAUGUUCCACCAAAACUAUCUACAUUGAUAAAAAGCACCACAGGUGUUUAUUUGAAAGGUGUACUGUCCCUUUAAAUUCUCACUGAUCACUGUGAAACUAGGCGUGGUCUCAGGUGAAACACAAUCUGAUUUCCAGCCUGGAGUUGAGUUUCUCUUUGAGUAGAAACAUCUAGAAAACCCUGAUGAUCACUUCCUGUGUGCAGCCCUGAAACUGUCCAAUCACCACCGUGCUUUACUGCCAGUUUGCUUUUUAUCUCUCAUCUCCACUCUGUUUGAGAGGGAACAAUGUUACAACAACUAAUAGAUUCUUACACAUGACUGUAUUGGACGAAGAUUCAUCUCCUACCUCAGCAAAAAGGGAAAAUAUCUUUAACUGACUGGAAGGCCUCUGACGAAAUGUGUUUUCUGACUUUUGUUUUUGUUUAAUUUGUAUGUCUUUAUCGUUUCUGUGUGUGUGAAUUUACUCCGCAAUGAGAUGUCGUCCGCCAAGAACGGUACACGAAACUGAACAAAUGUUGUACUGUGUUUUUGUUAAUCCCCAUGAAGAUGUUUACUGUUUUACCUGAUGUUAUAUUGCACAUUUAAUGGCCAGCUUUCAGCGAUUAUUCGCUUUUUGGUAAGAGGAAUUCAUAUUUAAAUAAAUAAAAAUAAGUAUGUUUGAGAUGUUGAAUAUAGAAAGGGACCCCACUUCAAGAUCAUGUUAUCAAUCAAAUUGAUUUCUCAUUAUCUGGUUUUGAUUUCUCAUCUUGUGUGUCCUGUUUUUGGUAAGAGUGUGCCUAAUUUUAAAUCAUGCUUUACACUUUGUUAUAAUGUCCUAAACUCUAUAAAUCCACAAUGAUUAGUUUACAUAGUCAAUGAGGUUUAAAAAGAAAAGGGAUUCAACUUUUGCCAUAUGGUUUCUUUGGUGUUUAAUGUUGUUUUCUCACCCUAAGAAAGGUAACCGUGUUUUGAUCUAAUUUACACAACAAUCACCAUGUUGCAGAAACUGCCUUUUCAAGGAUGCGAGAUUAUGGAUGUGAGAUUAAUUUCUGAUGAUAUAAUCAAGGUCUUCUUUAUUUUGAUGAAGAUAAUGUGUCUCUUCCCUCUGCUGCACUAGACUGACGGAUGUUCCUGUGACAGUAAAGUCUAGUUGCCAGCCUAGUGAACCCGGACGAGUACCCCAACGUUUUAUGUUAGAAAUGUAUAGUACGGGUCCAGUGCAUGCCAACUUGAAAAUGUUUGGCAAUUCUCACAAUAAGCAUAAGUUCCAUUAAUUAGUAUAUGCAGACGUAGCUAAAAAAUGGCUUGCCGAUUUGGACAGUUUUUGUGUGUGGUUUGCUGAAGUUAUUGAGGAUGUUGAAUCAAUCAAAAAUUGUAGUUUUGAGUCCCGGAAAACUUUAAAUUGACUCAAAAAUAGCAAGUCUGUCUAUCACUAAGCAUAUUUACAAAUAUGGCCACUUUCUGGUUAAAAUUUCAAAAAUGGAUUCAACUUCCUCAAUACUCUCCAAAACUAUGUGUCCAAAUCGGCAAAGCCAUCCUAUAGCUAUUGUCAAUGCAACGCAAUUUAUGCGAAUUGCCCAACAUAUGCAAGUUAGCAUCCGGUCGUUUCUAUGUGCUGGGGACCCGUACUGUACAUUUCUAACAUAAAACGUUGAGGUACUCAACAUUUCGGGGUUCCCAAUAGGACUCUAUGAGCAGACAGACUAUUAAACGGAAAGAGAUGAAUGAAGACGUUCUUGCACUCUAAUCCUCCUGACUGUUGUUUGAUCACUGCCGCACUUUAAACUUAGUAAAUACACUUCUUUUGGUAAAAAAAUGAAUACAUCUAAUUCAGUUACUGCUUUGACGAUGCAGGUACAAAUGAUUUUGAAAUGUCAUUGAUUUCUUCAUCCCCCUGUAAAAUAACAUGUAAAGAUGAUAAUAAAUAUUUACAAAAAUGUGGAA